UAACUGCUUAAACAAACAAGGGGCAGAUGUUGAUGAGGUCCAUCUGCCAACUCAAAGUUGCCGGUUUUCCCUCUCAUUAUUACACAUUCCUUAACAUUCUCCUUUCUAUUCGGGGAAGUUGGAGAAGAAAGAUAAAGACAUCACCUCACCAUUCUCAACUCCUCCUAAACAUGGCUUCUUGCCAUGAUCAGGUGUUAUGAGUGUCCAUCAGAUCACCAACUUAAUUUAAUCCUCCUUUUCUACAUACAUCACCUUACUCAUUUCUGGCUUAUGCCAUGUACAUUGUUGAUGUUAAACAUCUGUUUCAGUUUCUGUGCCCUUCGUCUGUCCUUCCAAGAACCAAUCAUCACCAUUUCCUCGUUGGGGUUAUGAGGCUUUUGCCUGUCUUGCUUCUCAAAGACAAAGAAAGAGCGCUUCUUUUGGGAUAAAUUUCUCCCAAAAAAAAAAAAAAUCUUUUUUUCAGUAUUUAUGGUUGAUUUGUGUUGUCGGUGAUGAUAAACGAAAAGGGUUUUUGAUGCUCUGCACAAGAACAGGAAUUCUUUCUAUUUACAGAUGCUGUGGAUCUUGGAAUUUUAAUAUUGCAAGAAAAUGAGUUGCUUUCCAUGCUUCUCGUCCCAAGAAAAGAAAGCAUCCAAGAGAUUUAGUAGCAAGAGAAGGGAAUCACCACCCACCAGCCCACCCGAGAGGGAGCCACCACAGCGGCAGCUCUCUCAGGCAAGGCAUGAAAAUGCUAGAAAGACGACAAUAGAACCUGCACAUAAGGUAGCAGUCGAAGCUUCAAAUAACAGGGCUACCAACAAAGAGGGGGGGGAUUCUAAUAUUGCAGCUGAAACUUUCACCUUCAGAGAGCUGGCCUCAGCAACCAACAAUUUCAGGCAAGAAUGUCUGAUUGGCGAGGGUGGAUUCGGACGAGUGUAUAAAGGAUACCUUGAUAAAACCAACCAGACUGUAGCCGUUAAGCAACUUGAUCGCAACGGGCUGCAAGGGAACAGAGAAUUUCUAGUGGAGGUUCUGAUGCUGAGUCUUUUGCACCACCAAAAUCUGGUGAACUUGAUCGGGUAUUGUGCUGAUGGGGAGCAGAGACUUUUGGUUUAUGAGUUCAUGCCGUUGGGAUCUCUGGAAGACCAUCUUUUUGAACUUCCACCAGACCAACCUCCAUUAGCUUGGUGCAAGAGGAUGAAAAUAGCGGUACAUUCUGCCAAAGGUCUGGAGUAUUUGCACGAUAAGGCCAACCCUCCCGUCAUUUUCCGUGACCUGAAAUCAUCCAACAUCUUGCUCGACAGGGAAUUUAACGCAAAACUCUCCGACUUUGGGCUGGCCAAGCUUGGACCUAUGGGUGAUAAGAGUCACGUAUCGUCAAGGGUGAUGGGAACAUACGGCUACUGUGCCCCCGAGUAUCAAAGAACAGGUCAACUUACCGUAAAAUCGGAUGUUUAUAGCUUUGGUGUCGUGUUGUUGGAGUUGAUCACAGGGAAACGAGCUAUUGAUACCACAAGGGAACACGACAAGCAGAAUUUAGUGACGUGGGCUGAGCCAAUUUUCAAAGAACCAAACAGAUUCCAUGAGCUGGCUGAUCCAUUGCUUCAAGGAGACUUCCCAAAGAAAAGCUUCAAUCAAGCAGUUGCAGUUGCAGCCAUGUGUCUUCAAGAAGAAGCACAGGUCCGCCCUCUGAUCAGCGAUGUGGUGACCGCUCUCAGCCACCUUUGGGUUGAACCGGACAAGAGAUCGGCCUCAUCUGAUUCGGCUCUGUCUCAGCAGUUGAAAGAAGGAGCUGAGAGCAGCCAGAAUGAAACCUCGGCCACGGAAAGACAAAAAGCAGUUGCAGAAGCCAUAGCAUGGGGGUCUGAGUCGAGGUACGAUGCGUGAUAACGAGCCUUUAGUCCUCCAAGUGCUAAAACAGUGAUGUAUGAAUAGCUAUAGCACUGUUGAAGGAGGGUGAGAAGAUCUGUCAGAAAAAUUCUAUAUGGUAAACAUGCAUGAUUGUACCCUUUUUCCCAACUUAUAAUCAUGAUGAUAUAAUUAUGAUGUAUACAAAGUAAAAUGUUCCAAAAGUGGUGCAAGUAAAGGAGAAAUUUUCCGACA
This is a messenger RNA of Sesamum indicum (sesame), 2082 nucleotides long. RefSeq names its product putative serine/threonine-protein kinase PBL26. Gene Ontology annotation, molecular function: protein kinase activity; ATP binding. Gene Ontology annotation, biological process: protein phosphorylation. NCBI's taxonomy places the organism in Eukaryota, Viridiplantae, Streptophyta, Magnoliopsida, Lamiales, Pedaliaceae. The record is from RefSeq and is a predicted model, not a curated record.